Messenger RNA from Gordionus sp. m RMFG-2023, 2748 nucleotides. RefSeq lists its product as uncharacterized. Lineage: Eukaryota; Metazoa; Nematomorpha; Gordioida; Chordodea; Parachordodidae. The transcript has 8 exons. Bases 1 to 2538 code for a protein of 845 amino acids. The record is from RefSeq and is a predicted model, not a curated record.
AUGCUAAAUACCGAACAAAAAUACACAUGUUUACAGGAAUCAAUAUAUGCUUUUAACGAUAGCAAUCCUAUCAUAGAAGAUUUGCCCAGUAUAUCCUCAAAAAAAAUGAAAGGUAAAAAUUCUUCUUUUUCAAAAAGACGUGCAAAAUUUCGUUCCAGAAAUAAGUCAAUAUUGUAUAAAUCACGACUGGGAAGUAUUAAUUCAUCAUUUGCUCAAAUGACUAUUCAAAGGAAUAAUCAGGCUCUAGCUACUGCAUUACAAAGUUCUAAGCAAGAAACUAAAUUAUUGCAAGAUAAUGUGUUAUAUAUGCAAUCAAAGAAUCAUGAAUUAAUGAUUAAAUUGAAUGCCUAUGUUAUGGAUAAAUAUAAAUUUGACAAUAUAUUAAAUUUAUGGGAACAAUUCAAAAUCGUUAAUCAACACAUGAGAGAAUUGAAAUCUUAUUAUGAUGUAUCCCUUAUUGAAUUAACAAAUAAAAUAAAUAAUAUGGACCGAGAAAUAAAUGAAUUUAAUACCAAAAUUAACAUUGCUCUUCUAACAAAUACAUCCUUCUCAGCCCAUUCUCCAUCGAUCCCUAAUGGUUCAAUUAGAAACAAUGAAAAUAGUAUUCAUGAAAAUAGUAUUCAAAAUCAGCAUUCUAAAAAUUUACCAAUAUCUGACAAUUCUCAAUUAAGAUUAGAACCAUCAGCUCCAGUUGAUGAAUUUGAUUUAGCUUAUAAUAACAAUGAAAUAAAUCCAAUUGAAGUUAAUAAAGUUAUCAAUAAAAAUGUACAAAUUAGCCCUAAUAAUUUACUAUUAUGCCAAAAAGAAAAGCUUGUCAUUCCCAAACCCAGCUCCAAAGUACCAACUCAAAAUAUGGCUAAAACUUUUAAUCUUGUCAAUAGACCAUUGUCAAAUUCUAUACCUAAUAAUGGCUUGCCUGAAAACAGAAAUCUAGUAGACACAUUUGCUGUUUUGAUGAAAGAGAAUAAGAAAAGAAGGUAUUCCAUUAUCAUAGAUCCCAAACAAGAAAAAAAAUCUCUACUCAACAAUGAUACAUAUGUAGUCCCUCCCCUCAUUAAUUCUCAAAAUUACAAUGCUAUUUGUUCACUUCCAAAUGAUCCCAUUUUUCCCCUCAAUAAAAAUAAUGACCACAUUAGCCAGGACAUCAACCAAACAGGUAAACACAAAAAUGUCUCAAAUGCUUAUGUGUAUUCUACACAAGAAGCUAACAUCGAGCCUAUCCAAGAUUUUAUUCCAAUGGAUGACAAUGGGAUCGAUAAAUCAACUAAACCCAUGCUCAAAAAAAUUGGGAAAGCUACAUCAGUUACUAAAACUGCCAAAGUGUCCAAAUUUGAGGAUAUAAAGGCUGUAAAUGUUCUUCCUAAAAAGAGGGGACCUAAAAUUGGCAGUAAACACGCUAAGUCCAAAGUUGACAAUAAAAACGAUAAAAAGUGUAACCCAACACGGCACGAAUCUCAUCAGAUCAAGGUCGAUCAAACUGCAGAAAUGUCGCUGACAAACCUGGAAGAUCUUUCGUUCGGAGGAAAGUCUCCUCCUGUCCCAGCAGUCCUCAAUAAGAUGCUGCUCAAACACCGCAUAUCAUAUCGCCAAGCCAGAAAAUACGAGGCCCGAGGAGUUGGCACUAAAAAUUUAAAAAAUAAGGAAGAAAAAGUGAAUACUAAGACAACCCCUUUACUCCUCAAAGAUCAUUAUCCAAUUAACGCUUCAGAUACCGAUCUUCCUAGCCUCGGUCAUGGCAUCAAUCUCGAGAAGCAUGCCGAUCAUAUUGGUGAUUCUAAUGAUGUCACAAUCAACAUGCGGAAAAAUAAUCAACUUUUAUCCCCCACGUUGGUUUCUCCUCACAAACCCAGUUCGCUAACCAAUCCUCUCGGUCAUGUCACCACUAUAAGCAAAAACGACGUUGACAAGCUCCCAAUCACGGACACCACUUUAAACAUAAAUUCCGAAGGUCCUAAGCAAGAUCAACUCGAAACUUUUAAGCAAGAUCAACCACCGGUUCACGUCAAUAAAACGGGUACCAAAUUGGACGCCAUCUUCACGAAGCUAAUGAAAUCGGUUAAUUCGAAUUGCGCCAGUGUCACCGAUAGUAAAGGUCCGCAAAAUGAACCUAUCUCUCAGCAAACGCCUUCCGUGAUCAUCAAGCAUUCUUCGGCAGACGUAGCGCAUCAUGAAAUCAAUGACAAAGUUGCUAAGCCUCAAGACGCGCACGUGAACAUUAAAAGGAGGAAAAAAUACAAGUGUCGAGAUGCGCCAGUACUCGAAUCUCCGAUUAGAAAAGAGAAACGGAUUGUAGCCAAGGUGUCCUACAUGGAACCGCUUCUCAAUAAAAAGAUGAGACGGGAACCUGGCGCCAUCACUGCUCACCCCCGGGAAAAGAGGAAAUAUAUAAAAAAAUUUGUCCAAGUUGACGCCCACUUGAUGGAUAAAAAGGAAGAACCAGCAAUGCCCUUUCACGAUAUCGCACCCUCCCGUCCAAUUUUCAAUUACCAGAGCGACAGAUCUUGGACAGAAAAUAUCCAAGAAAUUUAUUUAGAUUGAUCCAAUAAUUUAUCACUUACGCAGCCUAUCAAUUUGAACAUUUUUUAAAAAAAUUUUGACGAAAAAAUGGGUGCUGAUAGACAAUCUUAAUAGUUUUUAUAUUUUUAUUUCUAAUGAAAAUGAUAUUUAGCACAUUUGAUAUAUUUAUUAUAUUAUGAUAUUCACGCAACUUUUUAUUUUAGUUUCAGAAAAACCCUUUUAAUUAUUUAU